Molecule: messenger RNA, 1314 nt
Organism: Argiope bruennichi
Lineage: Eukaryota; Metazoa; Arthropoda; Arachnida; Araneae; Araneidae
Gene: Gip
Product: putative hydroxypyruvate isomerase
Exons: 10
Coding region: 312-1115 (267 amino acids)
Biological process (GO): glyoxylate metabolic process
Molecular function (GO): hydroxypyruvate isomerase activity
Source: RefSeq, a predicted model, not a curated record
GAAUAAGCAAAUUCAUUCUCAAAUGCCGAUAAAACUCCAUAGUAGAAAUUUAAUUUUUUUAUAUUAGAUUUUAUGUUACGAAUUUGAAAAUGACUGCAUAAAAUUACGUGAAAACCAGAAUUAUGAUCCGCAUCACAUUGGCGCGGAAUAAUAAUCUUGGCGACUUACUAUUCUUAGCGCUAAGUUUCUUGUGGCAACCCCCUCAGUUGUCAGUUGAACGUUCCGCCAUUGUGUGACAUAUUGUAGUUAGAGCGGUAGUGUGCUGGUGAGAGGAUCGUUAAAUUUAAGGUCUGCAGAUUGAGUUUAUCGAAAUGCCAUUUAUUUAUAAAUUUGCUGCAAAUCUGUCGACUUUGUUCGACGAAGAUGAUUUUUCUGAACGAUUCAGGCGAGCCAAGCAACUUGGGUUUCAAGCAGUAGAAGCUCAAAACUUAUAUCAUCUGAAUCUUGACGAUUUAAAAGCUGUGAAAAAGGAAACUGGCUUGGAAGUGGCUUUAAUCAACUCUCCUAAAAGUGGUACUGUUGAUUACUUUGAAGGCCAAGGCUUUGGGCUUGCCUGUAUUCCUGGACAAGAGGUUGAAUUCAACAAGUCUUUACUGAAAGCCAUUAAAUAUGCACAUUCACUGGAGUGUAAGAGGAUUCAUAUACUUGCUGGUCUCAAACAAGAUGGCAUUUGUGAGGAAGAUUUAUUUCGCACUUAUAAGCAAAAUAUGGAAGCUGCAGCUGACUGUUUAGAAGAGCAUAAUAUUGUGGGUUUAAUCGAGCCUAUAUGCCCUCAAGUGAAAGAAUUAUACUUUUUGGACAAUUUUGAUAAAGCCAUGAAUGCUAUUUCUGAAAUUGGUAGCAGCCAUUUGCAGUUAUUAUUGGAUGUGUAUCAUCUGCAGAUGUUGGAGGGUGAUGUCGAAAAGGGGAUCAAAAAGUAUCUGAAAUAUGCUGGGCAUGUACAAAUUUCCCAAGCUCCUGGACGAGAGGAGCCAUUUUACCCUGGAAAGAUAGAUUACGAAAAGAUACUAGAAAUGCUUGCUGAUAUGCAAUAUGAUGGUCAUAUCGGAUUGGAAUACAACCCAAGUGAUCCUGAAAAUGGUUUCAAAUGGCUGGAAAGUUAUCGAGCUGUCUAAAGUUUUCAGAAUUUUAAUUGAAGAAUAUUGUGGAAGAAAAAUAUUUUGCAAUUCUCUCUUUUUUUUUAUUGAAAUUUUUAUCUUAAUAUACAUGAAAACUGAAAUUUUUGGAAGCAUUUUCUAUACUUUUUCAUGUACACAAGUCAUUUUCUUUUGUCAGUUCCUCUUAAAUAAACAUUUGAUCAGUUUAUGAUUUUAA